Caenorhabditis elegans is the source of this 581-nucleotide messenger RNA. RefSeq lists its product as uncharacterized. The record is from RefSeq and is marked reviewed. Bases 1 to 390 code for a protein of 129 amino acids. The transcript has 4 exons. NCBI's taxonomy places the organism in Eukaryota, Metazoa, Nematoda, Chromadorea, Rhabditida, Rhabditidae.
AUGCUAAUUUCCGGCCACUGUGGAAUAAUAAUCACUAGCUAUAAAAGCGCUAGAGCAUAUCACAGAGGAGCAAUAAUUUCGGAUUCCGAAAUGUAUCGAAUCUUUUUGAUUUUUUCCUGUUUGGUUGGCCACCUGGAAGCCAACUGUAUCGCCAAGGCACCAAUGAAGGAGACAAUAAUUUCUGAGAGAUCAAUGCCUCUAGCUGUCAAGUGUUCCAAAGAAUGUUUGAACCCGCCUGUCGAAAAACCGGAAGACUCCAGAGUAACGGGCUACAUUCAGAAAAAUUUUAUCUAUACUGAAGGUUGCUCGAUUGGAUGUAAGCGAGGUCCAGGAUGCGGAGCGCUUACGUUCCAGGAAAAAAACUCGCCUCUGGUGAAACUGUACCAAUAGGCCCACCACAACUUCCCGUACCAUUGUUCACUCAAAAUUUCAAAUGUGAAGACACCGGAUUUUGGUCAACAGGAGGUGGAAAAGUCCAAAACAUUACACAAUUCAUAUGCAGCUAUGAACCAACUGGAUGUUAAAUAUUUGCGAAUAAUUCAUUUGUUUAUUUGAAGAUAAUAAACCGAUCUAAACUUAAA